CCACGAAAAGCCAGGCUGACCAAUUCCAAUAUGGUGGCUAGCUUGGCAGGUCUACGGUUCCUGUUGAUGUUAUUGUUGUUCUGCGGGAUCAGGUACGGUACCUGCAGCCAGGAAGCUCCGCAGGUUCUGGGGCUGCGACUGGAAGACCCGGCGGGCUUGUUGUGCAUGAAGGGUCGGAUCAUUUCGGCACCAGAAGGAGCCACGUUCCAGCUCCGUCUCUUCGGGUCUAACCUGAAUGGAAACUUGUCGUGGGUAGCGUUCGCAGGGGAAACUGGCGAAGCGGCCGGAGCGACCGAUGAUGCGCCCGACCCGUGCAAGCAGCAGUCCAACCUCCAGUACUCCCCGUUCCAGGUGACCAAUUUCGUCCUCGACGAGCCACAUAGCGGACUUCUGACGGUGGAGGCUCUGCGGAGGAGCAUCUCUGCAGGAGAAGCUGGCAACGAGCAGACCUCCUACCACCUGUGUGUAUGGAGCGGAGAGAAUUGGGCAUCUGUGGGCCCGGACAGACUGCGAAUAAACACCGACGUCGGUUCAGACUACAUCCCGCCGUGGGGUCUUGCCGUACUGAUAGUGCUGCUGCUUGUGGUCUGCGGGCUGCUGAGGACGGUGAACCUGAGCUUGUUGUGGCUGGACCCGGUGGAGCUUUAUGUCCUCCACAGCUGUGGAUCCGAGGAGGAGAAACGAACCGCGAAAAGGUUGGAGCCGAUCAGGAGGAGGGGGAACUUCAUGGCAUGUUCUCUCUUGUUCCUGUGCGUUCUGGGACACUCGGUUCUCGGUGUUCUCCUAUACCGGGCACUGGGCUCCAUCACCUCAGCGGUUUUCACCAGCGGCUUCCUUAUCUUCUUCCUGGCUGAGCUGGCUCCUCACAUCUUGUGCUCCGGUUACGGCUUCCAACUGGCCCCUGGUCUGACCUGGCUGGCCCAGGUUUGCAUGGUGCUCACCUGCCCCAUGUCCUGCCCUCUGGGCCUGAUCCUGGAUCUGGGGCUAAGGAGGGACAUCAGUACAUGUGGAAUAAGGGAGAGGGCCAUGGAGAUGAUCCGAGCAAACGUCAAUGACCCCUACAGUGAGUUUGUAAAAGAGGAGUUCAGCCGUGGAACGUUGCGCAUUAAGACAGUGGAGGACAUCCUGACACCUCUGAAAGACUGCUUCAUGCUGCCUAGCUCGGCUGUCCUCGACUUCUCCACCAUGUCUGAGGUUAUGCAGAGUGGAUACACCCGGGUGCCCAUUUAUGAGGAGGAGAGAUCCAACAUUGUGGAAAUCCUGUAUGUGAAAGACUUGGCUCUGGUUGACCCAGAAGACUGCACCCCUAUGACGACCAUCACUAAGUUCUACAAUCACCCUCUGCACUUUGUCUUCAAUGACACCAAACUAGAUGCCAUGUUGGAGGAGUUCAAAAAAGGCAACUCUCACAUGGCGAUUGUCCAGAAGGUGAACAACGAGGGGGAGGGGGAUCCUUUCUAUGAGGUGCUGGGUUUGGUCACAUUAGAGGACGUCAUAGAGGAGAUCAUCAAGUCGGAGAUUCUGGAUGAAUCUGACGGCUACUUGGACAGGAAAGUGAAGCGUCCCCUCACUCCGCUAGAGAUUCCUCUGGAGCCUCGCAGCACCCAUGAGGAGUUUUCUCUUUUCAAGCCACCUGAAGGAGAACCCAAGAUCCGCACCUCACCACAACUCCUGCUGGCCACGCACCGCUUCCUGUCCAGAGAAGUGGAACACUUCAGCCCUGGACGUGUAUCUGAGAAGGUCCUGUUCCACCUGCUCCGUCACCCCAGUGUCAACCAGGAAGUGCACUUUGACCCCAACAACCGUCUGAGUCCGGCACACUAUCUGUACACCCGCAACCACCCCGUGGACUAUUUCAUCCUGCUGCUGCAGGGCCGUGUUGAAGUGGAGAUUGGCAAAGAGGGGCUGAAGUUUGAAAAUGGAGCAUUUACAUACUACGGCGUGUCUGCUUUGACGCUGCCAUCUUCAGUGCACCAGUCUCCAGUGUCAACCCAACGUCACUCUCCCAGGGAUCCCUUUGAGUCAGCAGAAGCCACCAGCCCGUCCAGCUAUUGUCCCGACUACACCGUCCGAGCUCUCACUGAUCUACAGCUCAUACGAGUGACACGUCUGCAGUAUCUGAACGCUCUCAUGGCGUCACGAGUCGGCCAGAGUCCAGACCCUCCUGAGAUCAAGAUUCUGCCCAACAGUCAGACCAAGCUGCUCAAUGAACGAAAUACGACACAAGAGUUCCCUGUAAACUUUUCAUUCUUUGAUACCAUUGAGAACUACUGUUAACAGUUUUAUUUUGUUGCAUGAGGUAAAUGAAAUGCAGCCUGUACACUCACACAGAGACAGGAGUAAUGCCCCACUAUUGAACUCUUCUGACCCUUUCACCCUCUCAGUGGUCCUCUUUCACUCUUAUUGGAGGCAUUUCAUCUGCGUGUGUGUGUGUGUGUGUGUUUGUGUUUGCGUGCAGGUGCUCUGUCAUUCUGCUUUUUCAUUUCUCAUUUCCCUCAAAUCAUCUCACUUCGCUCCGUAGCGGUUUUAACUCUGAGUCUCUCUCUGACCCCGCAUGUCUGUUUAACUGAUUCCCUCCACAAAACAAAGUAAUGGCAGCAAUCCAAGUGUACUUAUGUUACAUAAAAACAAAGGCGACAUAUGGUGAUGAAUUGUGUCCUCUGGCAUCCAUGAUGGAGGUCUACACCUGAAAAAUGAGACAUCUCAAGUGGUAGCUGUUUAUUAUAGCGUGAUGUCUUUCCCAUUAACGUGCCUGUAUGGACAGUAUCCACUUUGCCCUCUCAGUUUAAUUCAGUUUUAUUUUGAGUACUUUAUAGUAAAUACUCUAUAAUGUUAGAGAGCUCCAGGGAUUCAGCAGUCCACUCUGAGCAAGCACUUGGUGAUAGUGAGGAAGAAGAGUUUCCUUUUGUUAUGUUCACUGAUCUUUGUGGCCUCUUCCUGAAAGAGAGCUGCUCUAAUAAGAAACGACCUCUGGCAGAACCAAGAGUGAGGGCCUGAUAGGGACCUUCAGGGGAAAGAGAAGAGUGAAAAGAAGAGCAUAUAGAGACCAUCAAUGGCAAACAGGGCAUCACACGAACUACUGUAUGGGAGAGAGUAGACAAAAGUGACAGAGAAAUGAAGGGGGAGUGAAAAGUGGGGACUGGAGGAGAAAUGCUCAGUGGGAGGUCAGCAGCUUGAGCCUAUAGCAGGGUCACCUGAGCCAACUCUAAGUAUAUAAGUUUUAUCACAAAUGAGAGCUGGAAGUUUAGUGCUAACUGUAGAGAGGGUGUCUGUCUCCUGAAGCCAAACUGGAAGCUGCUUCCACAGGAGAGGUGCCUGAUAGCUGAAGGCUCUUCCUCCCAUUCUAGUUUGAAAUACCCCAGGAGCUGCACAUAAGCUGGCACUCUGAGAGCAAAGUCUCUAAGGGGUCAUAAAGUAUUGAGACAUCUUUAAGAUAUGAUGGGGCCUGAUCAUACAGGACUUUGUUAUACAAGGAGAAGGGCUUGAAAUAAAGUUCAGAUUUAUGUUAGCAUUCUCACUGCGGCCUUUGGGAUCAAGGGGGUUACUGCCCUAUUUUUACUCUAUUGUCACUGAGUUAUUAAUGAAAGAGUAGCCACAGUGAUACGUAGUUUUAUUUGACAGAAGCCAAAACAAAAAACAGGAGAAAAUAUUUAAGUCUUUCCUUCUUUGUAGAAAUUUGAAACUUAGAGACCACCAGCAUGUCUGUUGGAGGACUUGUUACAUUACCAUAGGUGUACUAAAACAGAGACAAAAGAUGGCGCUAAAGUGAUGCAAAGGCCUGGACAGGUCGCCAGCCUGUUGCAGGGCCAGCACAGAGAGACAGACGGCCUCCUUUUAGAGAGACUAAGAGCAUCUGUUUCCUAAUCCCUGGCUCAUCUCUGUGUGCCGCCUUUCAUGUCCAGGCAGUCUGUUUCCUCUUUUUAGUCCCCCUCCAUCACCUUUUUGUCCCUUCUUCAUAUUAACAACCCCCUUUCUUAACUUAACCCCCCCCUGCCCCGAGUGGGUUUACCUCAGUGUGAUGAUGUCACCCCUCGCUCACCCCAGCUCUCCUGUCAUUGGUCAGAUUCCACAGGUGGAAGCAGAGCCCAGGAGAGCUCCACAGAAGAGGAGGCUCAUGGGGAGAGCAGUUUUUGUCUGCCUGUUGUUUAAAAAAAAAGAAGUCCUGCUCCUCCCUCAUUUUAUUUUUUUGUUUGUAAUUAUUGAUAAAUCAUCUAUGGCUGGAAUGUAAGACAAGACUGUAGUGGAAGUGUUCUUUUUUUGUCUGUUAUGUACUUCCACUGUUCACACUUCUCAUUUCCACCCACAUUCCUUUUAUGUUCUUACCAUUGAAAUCAUUAUUUUAUGUUAUUUUAUAAAAUUAUGACUAUAUGUGUGCAUAUUUGUGUAUAUAGAAAUAUAAAUAUGGUGUGGCAAGAAAAAGUAUAUGAAUCCUUUGGAAUAUUUUUCUAUAUUGGUUCAUUAUUAAAUGUCAGAAACACAAUGUACUUUAAUUAGUAAUAGAAAAUGUAGUGUGUCUGAUUGCUGGUAUAAAAAGUGAUUCCUUGAGUUUAAUAACUGUUUACUAAGUGUUAGAGCCUCAAACAAAACAGAUCGAACUUGCACAACAGACUGAAAUAUGGAAAACUUUUCCCUGCAUGACUUCUUUAUCUCAGCUCAGGACAUCUGCUGUGAACAGCUCUCUAAAGUCUAUAUUUAAAGUUUUAUAUUAAUGUUUGGAGUCAUGUCUUGCUGCCUCAACACCGAUAACCUCUGGAAUCCAUUUCCACGAGGAGAGCAAAGCAAACCUGAUUCCUGAUGCUGCCAGUACCAUGGCUCCAGGUCUAAUGAUUCUUAAUGGCAGUAAAAUAUGUUUGAAAGUAACUGUUUAUUGUUAUUUUAAUAACUGUAGACUAAUAUAAAAUGCAAAUUUCUCCAGAGGGUUCACUUGCUGUUUCUUGCCACUGUAUACAUUUUAAUCUGGUGGUGCCUUACUUCCAGAUUUUAGCCUUCCUUACUAAACUUGUUCUGCCAUUCCUUUUGCCUGUCUGGGUGCCAAAGCUGUGUGCGUGUGUGUGCGUUUUUUAAAUAGUGUGUGUGUGUUUAUUGCCCGUCCAUUUGAGAUAUUAAAAACACUCAAUAGUUGGUUCUAAGCAGAUUUGCACCUCACAGUUGUGCACUGUGGAAGAUAUUAAGCUAUUUGGUGAGAUGUGAGGUACGUCCAGGGUUUUAUAGUUUCAUUUAAUGUCGGUGCCACAGAUAAAAUUGUGCGUGCGUGUGCGUGCGUGCACGCCCAAAAUCUAACCUUUUCACUUUUGAUCUAUCAGUGGCUGUAAAAAAGGAGAAAGGUCCAGGGGCUGGUUCCACAGCUGUGGACAUUUACUACAGAUCUAAUGACUAGUUCAGACAUGAAUCAGAGGUUUCUUGUUCUUAAAGUUGGACUGAUUUUUCACAAAUUCUGAGUAAAUUAAGAUGUUAUAGCCAGCAUUCAGCACCAGCAUCCUUCUGAAAGGCUUACAGAAAUGUUUUGUUCAGUUCAGCAGAGUAAACUCAGUGUAGACCUGUGGAGCUCAGGUGCCAUUGAUUGUUAUGGUAUAAAUAAAAGUGACUGACUUUACACUCUCUAAAAGCUACAAAUUAUAAAUUUGCGUUUUGCCCCCCCACCCCCCACCCCAAUUGAUGCGUCACUGGUUGGUUUCAGGAGCCUUUUGCAGACAUGAAAUCAGUAACACUGUUUUCACACAUUUUUGAGUUUGGCAUUGAAUCAUUGUUUUACAUCUUUAUUCACACUAUCACAGAAAGAAUAUGUCCCAUCUGAAGACAAGAAAAAUGUGAAAUAUGUGAUUUGGCUAAAAAAUAAAUAAAUAGAAAACAAUGAAAAAGGGCAGCACGGUGGCGCAGUGGUUAGCACUGCUGCCUCACAGAUAGA
Archocentrus centrarchus (flier cichlid) is the source of this 5905-nucleotide messenger RNA. It is a transcript of the gene cnnm3, whose product is annotated as cyclin and CBS domain divalent metal cation transport mediator 3. Gene Ontology annotation, molecular function: transmembrane transporter activity. Gene Ontology annotation, biological process: magnesium ion homeostasis; transport. NCBI's taxonomy places the organism in Eukaryota, Metazoa, Chordata, Actinopteri, Cichliformes, Cichlidae. The coding region runs from base 31 to 2277 and encodes 748 amino acids. Gene Ontology annotation, cellular component: plasma membrane. The transcript has 11 exons. The record is from RefSeq and is a predicted model, not a curated record.